Centruroides sculpturatus (bark scorpion) is the source of this 609-nucleotide messenger RNA. Its product is annotated as prisilkin-39-like. Bases 1 to 609 code for a protein of 202 amino acids. The record is from RefSeq and is a predicted model, not a curated record. The transcript is spliced from 2 exons. NCBI's taxonomy places the organism in Eukaryota, Metazoa, Arthropoda, Arachnida, Scorpiones, Buthidae.
AUGACAUUGAAUUUUCUCUUGGUGGUGACGUGUCUCUUCGCUCUGUCGGGACGUUUGGAAGGACAGAUAGACAACUGUCCACAUUCUCAUCCACACUCGAACCAACGGUACGACGACGAGAAGGAUCUGAGGGCCGAGGCUAGCGUUUUGGAUCACAAAAAGAGCCGCGUCAAUUCGGAAGAAGAGGACCACGACGGAUGGCAAGGAGGGAACAUCCACUCGGGAAAUUGGUGGGACGGUUGGGUCAAAGGGUGGUACUCCAGCGUCAAGAAACAAGAGCUGAAGAAGAAGGGAAUUCCCACGGACGGCAUGAAACCCGAGGACUUUUGGAGAGAUAUCAAGCAGGGUUACGGUCCCGGUCGGAGACCCGGUCCUAUGGGCGGUUACGUUAAUUACGGGUACGGUUAUCGAAAGUAUUCGCCUUACAAAUCGGCUUCUUACAGAAAUUAUUAUUAUAAAAGUCCCCCUUACAGAUACGGAGGCUACGGAUACAAAAGUUAUUACGGCGGUUACGGAUACAAACCGUACGGAUACGGUCAUUACGGAAAUAAACCGGGUUAUCAUCCUUAUCCCGUGCCUUACGGUCACAUUUACGGAUACAGGGGAUGA